UGGCAUUUGUUGGAAGAGUCUGUGAAACCCUCUGUCUGCCCAGAGCUCCAGGACCAAUGCAUCUUUCCAUCACCUUAAACCACUGUUCAGAGCCCCAGUUGCAGAAGACUUAUCCUGUCACCACCAUGAGCUCUGAAUGCGAUGUUGGCACUUCUAAAGCCGUGGUGAAUGGGCUGGCACCAGGCAGCGAUGGGCAGGACAAAGCAACUGCCGACCCCUUACGUGCACGCUCUAUUUCUGCUGUUAAAAUAAUUCCUGUGAAGACAGUGAAAAGCUCUUCAGGCCUAGUACUCCCUCCAGACAUGGAUCCCACAAAAGUGUGCACUGGGAAGGGAGCCGUGACUCUCCGGGCCUCGUCCUCCUACAGGGAUACCCCAGGCAGUAGCCCUGCGAGCCCUCAGGAAACCCCGCAACACGAAAGCAAACCAGAUGAGUGGAGGCUUUCUUCCAACGCUGAUGCCAAUGGAAACGCCCAACCUUCUUCCCUCGCUGCCAAGGGCUACAGAAGCGUGCAUCCCAACCUUCCUUCCGACAAGCCCCAGGAUGCUACUUCCUCCAGCCCAGCCCAGCCUGAGGUCAUAGUUGUCCCUCUCUACCUGGUUAACACUGACAGAGGGCAAGAAGGCACUGCCACACCUCCAGCACCUCUGGGGCCACUGGGCCCCCCAGUCCCGGGGACCGCCCCUGCCGGCUCACCUCUGACCUUCCCAACUCUAGAUGAUUUCAUUCCCCCUCAUCUGCAGAGGCGGCCCCACCACAGCGCUCCGGGCCCCCACCCCCCCGUUAGCCAGACACCACCAUCCUUCUCACCACCGCCUCCGCUGGUCCCCCCGGUCCCGGAGGGCCUGCACAGAGUCUCGGAGCCUGACCUCACGGGAGCUGUUUCAAGUACCGAUUCAGGUCCUCUGCUAAAUGAAGUUUCUUCAUCUCGUGUUAGAACUGAUUCCCAGGCCUUUGCACCAGUCAGCAAGCCGUCCUCAGCCUACCCCUCCACGACAAUCGUCAAUCCCACUAUUGUGCUCUUGCAACACAACCGAGAACAGCAGAAACGACUCAGUAGCCUUUCAGAUCCUGUGUCAGAAAGAAGAGUGGGAGAGCGGGGCUCGGCACCAACCCAGGAAAAACCCACCUCCCCUGGCAGGACCAUCGACAGAAAGGCCAAGGACGACAGUAGGCGGGUGGUUAAGAGUGCUCAGGACCUAAGCGAUGUGUCCAUGGAUGAAGUGGGCAUCCCACUCCGGAACACCGAGAGAUCAAAAGACUGGUACAAGACCAUGUUUAAACAGAUCCACAAGCUAAACAGAGACACUCCUGAAGAAAACCCUUAUUUCCCUACGUACAAAUUCCCUGAACUUCCUGAAAUCCAGCAAAAUUCUGAAGAGGACAAUCCUUACACUCCUACCUACCAGUUUCCUGCAUCUACUCCUAGCCCUAAGUCUGAAGAUGAUGAUUCAGAUCUGUACUCUCCUCGCUACUCCUUUUCUGAAGACACCAAAUCUCCCCUUUCUGUGCCUCGCUCAAAAAGUGAGAUGAGCUACAUUGACGGUGAGAAGGUAGUUAAGAGGUCAGCCACACUUCCCCUCCCGGCUCGCUCUUCCUCACUAAAAUCAAGCCCCGAGAGAAACGACUGGGAGCCCCCAGAUAAGAAAGUGGAUACAAGAAAAUACCGUGCAGAGCCCAAAAGCAUUUACGAGUACCAGCCGGGCAAGUCCUCCGUUCUGACCAACGAAAAGAUGAGUCGGGAUAUAAGCCCAGAAGAGAUAGAUUUAAAGAAUGAACCUUGGUAUAAAUUCUUUUCGGAAUUGGAGUUUGGGAAACCGCCUCCCAAAAAGAUAUGGGAUUAUACUCCAGGAGACUGCUCUAUCCUUCCUAGAGGGGAUAGAAAGACUAAUCUAGAAAAAGAGCCCAACCUCUGCCAGACAGAGUUAGAGGCAGAUUUAGGAAAAAUGGAGAUGCUUAAUAGAGCACCCAGUGCAGACCCGGCUCAGAGCUCAGCAGUCAGCCCCACUCCGGAUAUUUCUUCGGAGCCUCCUGGAUAUAUAUAUUCUUCCAACUUCCACGCAGUGAAGAGGGAGUCAGAUGGGGCUCCUGGGGAUUUCGGUAGCUUGGAAAACGAGAGGCAGAUUUAUAAAAGUGUCCUGGAAGGUGGAGACAUCCCUCUCCAGGGCCUCAGUGGGCUCAAGCGACCAUCCAGCUCGGCCUCCACUAAAGAUUCGGAAUCACCAAGACAUUUUAUACCAGCUGAUUAUUUGGAAUCCACAGAAGAAUUCAUUCGGAGACGUCAUGAUGAUAAAGAGAAACUUUUAGCGGACCAGAGACGACUUAAGCGCGAGCAAGAAGAGGCCGAUAUUGCAGCUCGACGCCACACGGGCGUCAUUCCAACGCACCAUCAGUUUAUCACUAAUGAGCGCUUUGGGGACCUCCUCAAUAUAGACGAUACGGCAAAAAGGAAAUCUGGGUCAGAGAUGAGACCUGCCAGAGCCAAAUUUGACUUUAAAGCUCAGACACUGAAGGAGCUUCCUCUGCAGAAAGGAGACAUUGUUUACAUUUAUAAGCAGAUCGAUCAGAACUGGUACGAAGGAGAGCACCACGGCCGGGUGGGCAUCUUCCCACGCACCUACGUCGAGCUUCUUCCUCCUGCAGAGAAGGCUCAGCCCAAAAAGUUGGCCCCGGUGCAGGUUUUGGAAUUCGGAGAAGCUAUUGCAAAGUUCAACUUCAAUGGUGAUACACAAGUAGAAAUGUCCUUCCGAAAGGGUGAGAGGAUCACGCUGCUGCGGCAGGUGGACGAGAACUGGUACGAAGGGCGGAUCCCAGGGACGAGCCGGCAGGGCAUCUUCCCCAUCACCUAUGUCGACGUGAUCAAAAGGCCACUGGUGAAAAACCCGGUGGAUUACAUCGACCUGCCUUUCUCCUCCCCAAGUCGUAGUGCCACCGCGAGCCCACAGUUUCCCAGUCACAGCAAGCUCAUCGUGCCAGCCCCCUCAUCUCUGCCUCUCCCCCACCGAGCCCUGUCCCCUGAGAUGCAGGCUGUCACCUCUGAGUGGAUCUCUCUGACUGUGGGGGUCCCUGGCAGGCGUUCUCUGGCCCUGACCCCACCUCUGCCUCCUCUGCCAGAGGCGUCUGUCUAUUACACUGACCACCUUGCCUUCUGGGCAAGGCCCAGUCCCUCCCUGUCCCUCAGCCUCCCCCAUUCGAGCUGGUCAGGUCGUUCCACCCCACGAUCAGUGGUCUCCCCACUGGCUCUCCCUGCCCCCCACAGAGCCUACUCCCCAGCGCCUGGUGCCCAGGCCUCCCUUCACAUCAACGGAGACAGUGGCAUCCACAAGCCACCUCCGGGUUUCCCGCAGGACAGCUUCUCCCAGCCGCUGCUUGGGAGUUCUGACAGGGUCAUCUCAGAGCUUAGCAACGCCUUUAGCAGCCAGGGUCAGAGGCAGCCGUGGCGAGAAGAAAGCAGACAGUACGAGAGGAAAGCAGAGAGGGAGGCAGGUGAGAGAUGCCCUGGUGGACCCACGAUCUCUAAGAAGAGCUGCUUGAAACCUUCAGACGUGGUCAGGUGCCUGAGCACCGAACAGAGACUCUCAGACCUCCACGCCCCCGAGGAGAGCCGGCCCAGCCAGCCCCUGGGUAGCCCUUUCCCGGGAAGGGAGGCUGAGCAGACAGAGCCGCGUAGAGGUGGCGAGCAGGCUGAGAGGAAGGCUGCUCGGAGUGGUGUGAGCCAGCAACCUCAAGCCCAGCAGCGAAGAGUCACCCCAGACAGGAGCCAAGCCUCACAAGAUUUAUUUAGCUACCAAGCGUUAUAUAGCUAUGUUCCACAGAACGAUGACGAAUUGGAACUCCGAGACGGAGACAUUGUCGAUGUCAUGGAAAAGUGUGACGAUGGAUGGUUUGUUGGUACUUCAAGAAGGACGAGGCAGUUUGGUACUUUCCCAGGCAACUAUGUAAAGCCUUUGUAUCUAUAAGAAGACUGAGAACCGCAGAGAUGAUUUUUAUUGGAAGAUGAAGCAUAAUUCAUGAACUGGUCUCUUUAUUUAAAAGUUGAGUCAGUAGGAAAAGUAAUACAGUGGAUAAAGUAUGAAGCAAAAGAGAGGGACAGGGAAGUGUGUUGUGUUUAAAACCCGAGCCUGUCUAAGCUUACCGUGUAUCAGACAGGCCCGAACCACGCGCUGAGCAGAAAGGAAUGAGGCAAACCUGUAUUUACUUCGCCGCUCUGGGAGCCACUCCAGCCCUCCCCUCCCCUCCCCUCCUCUCCCUGUCUUAGGUAAUCUGACCUGCAGCCCAGUCCAGGAGCAGUUAGGCCAGAAAUGCCUCCUGCUGCUGCACCCGUGACCAGCUCCCGCUCAAAGAGGUCUCUGUGUUUAGCCUGAAGCGGCCUUCAGCGUGCCAGGCAGACCCCCAACCAUUCUCCAAAGGCUCCACACAGACCCCAGCCACCCGCAGCCACUCCAGAGCCCACUGACCCCCCAGCACUGCUGGAGAUGAGUCUGGGCUGCCAAUUCACAGCCCCUCACUGGACCUGCUGAGGUUCGUGGGGAAAUGGAGGGAAAACGUAGGCGCCCCGAGCAUGUGCACCCAGCCUGCCUGCAGCAUUGCCAUUGACGCCCUGGGGUUCAGAAGGAAAAGCACAUGAGGUUUGCUCUGUGGGAGCGGGUGGCCAGGCAGACAGUUAAAUCUGUGUGUCUGGGUGAUUUAAGUCAAGAAGCCUUGUAGCUCCUGAGGUCACGUGCUGUGUGCUUUCCCAUAUCACUGGCUUCCACAGACGUUCCCUUUCAGGGCAGCAGUUUCAUUGGUCAGAAUGCCAUUGCUGACCUUUUCUGGGUUCUUGACCAGGACAGUUUGGGGUUGAUAGGCCUGUUCUCAGAGAGAACCAAGGGUGGUGAUGUUCAGUGAUUCAUUUGACAAACACUGGUGUAUGCUGGAUGCCAGGGCGUGCUGGAAGCCUUUACAGAGACUCACCGUGUCUCCACUUUCACUCCCCAGAGGAGCUCAGGGGCGGCUCAGGAUGUAGCCGGCCCAGGGCUGUGAAUGCUGGUGCACCUGGCGAGGCUUCUCUUCAGAGCAGAGGUGCAGAUGCAGGGGCCCUGGGUGUGAGAAACGAUUCUGCCGCUCCCAGGAGGCCAGAUCCAAGGGGGCGGCCCCCACAACACCCUGGUGUUCAACCACACCGGUGGUGUUCUGUCCACUUCAGGGAUGUUUAUAGGCCUCUCUGUUAGACCCCUUGGAGAAUGGAAGAUAGAAAUGGCCCAUUCCCCGCCUGCCGUGGACUCAGAGGUGAUUGGGGAGACAGACACACACACAAAUACUCAAGAGAGACUGUGAUAUGUGCUAAGAAGGGUGUGAGAGGGGAAGAGAUGAAUUUUCCCUGGAGGGAUUCUAGAGAGCAUUGUCAUAUUUCUGCCUCCAUUAGCUCACUGUGGAACAACUAAGACCCAAGAACUUUUGCCCGAGGCUACUUUAUGGCUGAAAGUACUUGGAACUAUUUCCGGAGUCUUCAGACUCUCACCCUUCCCACAAAUACGCAUCCAAGGUCACAAGUAGGAGUAGCAGCUCUACGUGCUGGGGUGUGUACAGGAACCCUGGCCCUCUGCCUAUAGCUCAGAAGUGCCCAGGACCCUUGUCCCAAAGUCUGAGUCUUUAUAAGUAGGUGAAGUUUGUCUUCAGUGUCUCUGCCUCCACUACUCAUCUUAGGAUCCCAUCAGCUGCCCACCCUCCACCGGACAGCCACAGUGCCCUCACUUGUCUCCCUGUCCUCUUCAAAUCUUGCUUGCUGACUUCUUCACAUUAAAGUGUAAAUGACUUGAUCGAGGAAUGUGUUACCUCUUCCCAGAGAUACUUGUUUUUAACUAGGGCAGAGCAGAGCCUUAAUCCCAAGGGAAAAGAUUGUGGAACUAAUGGUGGGGGUGCAAGUGGGGUGGAGGAGCUUCCUGAGUAGAAAUUCCUUAAAUAAGACUCAUUGCUUUGGAAGGUCCACUCCCCAGGGCACUGCGGUUUUGACUCUGAGGGAAUAUAGUGCAAGUGUGUGUGCACGUGCAUUUGCCCAGCAGCAUUUCACCCAUUUCGAAAUGUAAUUCUUGUAUUGGCUAAUGUGUUUCCUGGUCUUUCUUAGAUGCAAACCGUUAAUAUCAUGAUCUUAUCUAAUAGUUCUUUGAGGGGUGCUUCUUGAUUAAGUAGGUAAUUUUGAACACCUCUUUAAAUACAGCUAGAAAAUAAAACCAAUUUGUAAAGCCACGUUUGCAUAUGAUGCCAGCCUCACCCAUUUGUGUAUCUCCAGAAACCCAGAUAUGCCUCACCAAUUUGCCUGUCUCUAAUAAAAUCAUGUGUUCAAAUUUGCAUCAAACUUCAGCUUCCUAUGUGUGACAAAACAAGAAACAAAGGUUUCCAAUGGCUCUUUUGUCUUCAGACCUUUAGUAAUAUAAAAUACCUAUUUUUAUGCUGAGAUGUUUAUACAGGUUUAUUAAUAGCAAGUGCAACUAACUGGCGGCAUGCCUUGCAAGCAGUUUGGAUAUAUUAGCCACGCUUCUGGGUAAAGGCAAGCCCCAAACUACUUCUCUUUUGCAGUCUCUCUGGGAUCAGUAAAAGAAAAAAAUCAUAUGCUUAAGUGGGACUGUAAAUAAUGUAUAUUUACCUUUGUAUAGCCCAUGUACCUACUUUGUAUAGAAAAAUAAUUUUAAAAAUUUGAACUGAAGCGGGGUAAAAUAAGGAAGUCAUGAAGUUUUUUGCAUUUUUAUUUAAAUGAAGGAAUUCCAAAUAACUCACCGGCAGAUUUUUUAGCACGAAUAUAGCCAUUGUAAAGUGGUAAAAUUUUAAAUAAAUAAUCAUUAUUUCUGGGAGAGAAGAUAACUAAUCUCAGUUACAGGUUUUUUGUUUUGUGGGUUGGUUUUAUUUUGUUUGGUUUUUUUUUUUUUUGGCAGUUCUAUUUAUCUGAAGUAGUAUUAAGUCCUAUUGCUAGAAUAGGUUACUACAAAAAUGAUUCUAUUCUGAAAGAAAAAUAACUGACAUUAUAUAUAACCAGUUAAUUUAAAGCGUUGCCAUUUACAUUACACACCGAGAGCAUGUCCUGAGCAGACACAGGUUCUUCUGUUCGUUUAUUUUUCUUCAUUGCAGUGGGUUGAUUUGAUGAAUAGGGGUGUUGAAUUACUACAUUUGCUGUACAUAUUAUUUAAUAAACUUUAUUCAGAAUCA
Messenger RNA from Miniopterus natalensis, 7179 nucleotides. Lineage: Eukaryota; Metazoa; Chordata; Mammalia; Chiroptera; Miniopteridae. The record is from RefSeq and is a predicted model, not a curated record.